CACGCCCCAAGGAAGACACACUACCUCCCAGUCAGCUUUCACUUAUAAAUUGUCUUCCCCGAGUUUGGGACAUUUCCUGCACCCAUUGCUGAGCCCUGUCACAGGAGACAUCUGUCCUAGAAAACUGUAGAUUGGAUAUAAAUCAUGGCAACUAUUGGGACAAAGGGAACCAUCAAGCCCUAUGCUGGCUUCAAUGCAGCUGACGAUGUGCAGAAACUGAGGAAAGCCAUGAAGGGCGCUGGUACUGAUGAAGAUGCCAUCAUUGACGUGAUUGCAAACAGAAGCCUGGCUCAACGCCAAGAAAUAAAAACUACAUACAAAACCUCUGUUGGGAAGGAGCUGGAAGAUGAUUUAAAAUCUGAACUCACUGGAAACUUCGAAAAAGUAAUUGUUGGCCUCCUGACCCCAAUUACUCUGUAUGAUGUGCAGGAGCUCAAGAAAGCCAUAAAGGGUGCAGGCACAGAUGAGGGGUGUCUUAUAGAGAUUCUUGCUUCUCGGUCCACAGAGGAAAUCAAACACAUCAAUGUCACCUACAGAUUGAAACAUGGAAAAUCUCUGGAGGAUGACAUUUGUUCAGACACCUCUUUUAUGUUCCAGAGAGUGUUGGUGUCUUUGGCUGCUGGUGGCAGAGACCAAAGUAAGAAUGUUAAUGAUUCUCUUGCGAAACAGGAUGCCAAGGAAUUGUAUGAAGCUGGAGAAAAGAAAUGGGGAACAGAUGAAGUGAAGUUCCUAACCAUUCUUUGUACUAGAAACCGCCAUCAUUUACUAAAAGUUUUUGAUGAAUACAAAAAAAUUGCAAAGAAGGAUAUUGAGGCCAGUAUCAAGUCUGAAAUGUCUGGGCACUUUGAAGAUGCUCUCUUGGCUAUUGUCAAAUGCUUGAGGAGCAGACCUGCCUACUUUGCUGAAAGAUUAUAUAAAUCUAUGAAGGGCCUAGGUACAGAUGAUAAUACAUUAAUAAGAGUUAUGGUUUCUCGCUGUGAGAUUGACAUGCUGGAAAUUCGUUCUGAGUUCAAGAAAGCUUAUGGGAAAUCCCUGCACUCCUUUAUCAAGGGUGAUUGCUCUGGGGAUUACAGGAAAGUGCUUCUUAAACUUUGUGGUGGAGAGGACUGAAUUAAGCUCUUUGUGUCCAGAAUACAUCUCAUACUUUCAACACAUCCUUUUAAAAAAACAAACACAUAAAACUUAAAUAAAUUGAUGCCUUUUUAUGAUUAA
This is a messenger RNA of Pelobates fuscus (common spadefoot toad), 1212 nucleotides long. RefSeq names its product annexin A4 (gene ANXA4). Gene Ontology annotation, cellular component: cytoplasm. The transcript has 13 exons. The coding region runs from base 145 to 1110 and encodes 321 amino acids. Gene Ontology annotation, biological process: regulation of DNA-templated transcription. NCBI's taxonomy places the organism in Eukaryota, Metazoa, Chordata, Amphibia, Anura, Pelobatidae. The record is from RefSeq and is a predicted model, not a curated record. Gene Ontology annotation, molecular function: DNA-binding transcription factor activity; calcium-dependent phospholipid binding; calcium ion binding.